UUUGUGAGCUCUUUUUGCGCCGACCUGAAAUGUUUUCCUAUAUUAAUUCGUAUAAACCCAACAGAAAAAUAACGGAUGUGGAUACAAAACGUUUUGUGGAGAUUUUCCAACGCUGUGAUGUGGACAAAAAAGGUUACUUGAACAGAGAGGACAUGAAGAUGGCCGUUGUCAUGCUGUUUGGAUACAAGCCAUCAAAGUCUGAGACAAAUCUCUUAAUGACCAACUACACUUCCACAAACUUGCCAGGGGUCCCUCUGGAGCCGUUUGUGACUCUCAUGGGCAGGAAGUUGUCUGUGGAGGAUCACUUUGAGAAGACGAGGCGGAUCUUCAACGCGUUUGAUGCUCAGUGUCGUGGCUUUCUGAAGCUGGAUGACUUCAAGCGUGCAUUCAAAGUCGUAGCUCCACGACUGCCAGAGAGGACCGUGCUGGAGGCUUUUCGACAUGUGGACAAGGACUCGGACGGCUUUGUGAGCUUCAAGGACUUUGAAAAUGUCAUCAGCUACGGCCAGGCAAACAGCUGAGGUGUCGCUGAGGGUUGAGACGCCCAACGCACCACAACGACAGCCGCCGCUAGCGGACUCUCGGGCCGUGGCAUCACAACUACCACCGCUAGUGGACUCGCUAGGGGACACUGCUGAUGUUUCCAUGGCCUUUCUGUAACCUGUCUGAUGUUGAAUCCGUCUUUUCACUUGAUACUGGUAGAACCUCACCCCUCCAUAGGUAAGUUAUGAUGCUCCACUGCUAUUACCAACCCCCUCCCCCCUCCCCCCAAACAUCUCUCUGGGGGCCUGCCAACCUGAAUGCCAUCCCUAUAACGCUGCAUAGACAUAAUUGGGAGAGAGACGUAAGUGUCUGGAGCGUUCAGACUCCCGAGCGCCAUGAUGGCUUCUGAUGCGUUUAUCGACCCCCCGUCUCGACGGACUCCCGGAAUGUAAUGGAGACACUCUUUUCGCGCGGCCAUUGUUGUAGCCGCCCUCGCAAAACUGCAUUAAGACCAGACGCAAUCUGCCCUCGUCUCGUUCCUCCCCCUCAAAGAGGCCGUGUUCUCGUGCGUGUGUGUGUCUCGUCGGCUCGCUGAUGUAUUCCAGGUUGUUUUCUCCCACAGCGCUCCGUCCACAUUUACGGGGGGAACCUUUGUGUGUCUACUUUUCUUUUUUCUUUUUUCUUUUUUCUUUUUUUUGGUCGCUUGAAACCCAUUAAGCGGUACGGCAGGCCUUGAUGUCUUUUAAUCCCCGCGACUAAAUCCACUUCCACAAGAGAAAACCAACUGGCAGUGCACGGCAACAGAAGAAGAAAAUACCCAAUGUGAACAAUAGUAAUCAGAUUGGCCGUUUUAAUCAGUUUCUUCAGGUGAAAAUACGGGCAGGUGUGGAUGCGUACGGAACAGCAUGAGAGACAUGGACUUCCGGGGGAUUUUCUGUGUGUCUUCUUGUUGCACAUGAUUACGGAACUGUAAAUACUUGUUUGUGUUUUGAGAGAUUUGCUGCACUCCCGUCGGAAUAAAGAUUAAUUUGUUUUUGUAA
This is a messenger RNA of Sardina pilchardus (European sardine), 1523 nucleotides long. RefSeq names its product EF-hand calcium binding domain 11 (gene efcab11). Gene Ontology annotation, molecular function: calcium ion binding. Gene Ontology annotation, cellular component: cytoplasm. The transcript has 6 exons. The record is from RefSeq and is a predicted model, not a curated record. Bases 30 to 521 code for a protein of 163 amino acids. Lineage: Eukaryota; Metazoa; Chordata; Actinopteri; Clupeiformes; Clupeidae.